AUGGUAGAUCCAGUGCAACCAACUAAACCGCCUGCUCCGCGAGGGCGUGGGCGGCCAAGAUCCGAUAAGCUGCUCAAGGCAGCAAAGGAGGAGAAAGUUCCUAAGAAGCGUGGCAGAAAACCUGGCUCUCUUGGGAAGAAGAAAUUGGCAGCGCAACGAAAGUCUGCGAGAGAUGAAGCCUCCUCGUCAAGACAAAGCCGAUUGGAGGAUAGUCCGAAUAUCUCAAGAAGGGCGGCAAAGGCGCUGCGUAUAGAAGAUAUCUUCUUGGCUCCAGGUUCGAUGCCUGCUACACGAAAUAACCCAUUAUACCCCAAUUCCUCACCAGGCAAAACAAGCUCAACAAUUGAGGGAAGUCAAGAAAAGACAUUUAUAGAGCCCGAGCUUGCCACACCACAACCCGGAUACUCCGGCUAUCCACUUGAAGCAUUACCUCCACAGCAAAAAAUAAAGCGUCCACUAUCCGGAACGCCCAGAGGAAGGAAACCCAAGGGAGAUAGUUCUCCACAAGCGACCCCGGUUCCAAGUGAUAUCGACACCACGGAAACGGAGAGGAAGUACAAAGCCCAACUCGAGACACCCGUGUCUGAAUCUAUUCUGACCGCUUCCGAAAUACGAACUCCGCUUAAAGGUAAAAAAAGAGGCCGGAAACCAAAGUGGGCAACGAACCCAGAACUCAAGUCAUCGCCCUCAGGUCUUAAAAUUCGCAUUCCAGCAACCCCAAAAUCAAGCAGAAAUGGCGAAGACUCAGCCAGAUCAGCCCCAGGUCUGUCCCGCACAAAACGACUCAAAAUCACUUCACCAAAGAAACAGCCCACGGUGGGGUUGGCGCCAGCAAUAGACAAUGCACCUGAGUCGGACGACUCAAAUAGCAAUGACGAUUUCUGUGCUACUUGUGGCGGAACCGGAGUAUUCAUCUGUUGUGAUACCUGUCCAAAAUCGUUUCACCUUCUUUGUUGCGAGCCUCCCAUACAAGAGAUCCCAGAAGAGAACUGGAACUGCAAUGAAUGUCGUGCAGCACAAGGAAUUGACCCCAGGAAGUAUCACAACAAUAUUGGUAUGUUUGGCCCGCUUAUCAAUUCCAUGCAUGGCCGCAAUCCCACUGAAUUCAGAUUGCCUAAGAAGCUCCGGGAUGCCACUUUCAUUGACGUCACUACGGGACCCGAUGACAACUACACGGACUCGCAUUUGAAACCCGAGCUUUCUUACAGCAAGGUGAAUGGGUCACAGAUCGUUGGCUUCAAUAAAAAUGAAGACUUAGACAUUGACUCCCUCUAUGAUAAAAACGGCCGGCCGUUUUUGUGCCAUCGGUGCCGAGAGUCAGGCCUUAAGAGGAGGACGAUGGUGUCUUGCGACUACUGUCCUCUCUAUUGGCAUCUAGAUUGCUUACCGGAGCCUGUUUCCCUGGCAAAAACCAUUGGCCUUAAGUGGAGAUGUCCGAACCACAUCGAAAAUCUUGUGCCAAUCAGCUGGUCUGACAGGAGAUCUUUUAGGGAUUGUGCUGUUGUUGACUCCGGUCUACACUCCAAUUUCAUAAAAAUUAUGGAGGCUAGCAAUUUCUUGAUCAAGUUCGAGGACCAGGGUUUUAUCGCAGAAAACAAGCAACCAACUUUACAGGACUAUCUUCAAUUUCAGAAGGAGGAUUUCAUAUCUAGCAAGUCAGACUAUGUUGCAAAAUUUUCUAAAAACGAUGAUGGACUGGACACUGAAAACGAUGAAGAUACAUUUCCUCUUUUCAAAGUACCUGAAUAUCUUGAAAACUAUACCGUGGGCAACAAAGUUGUUGGAAAGUCGUCUAAGAAACUGGCUCGCGUCUUAUUAAUGACCAAUGCCGAUGACAAUGAUCAGAAGCCUUUUAUUUAUCGUGUUCCAGAGAAACAGGUCCUUCUUGAUUUCAUCCACAAAGGCGAGUCGCUGAAAGCGUCCGUCCUAGCAGAGUUGAACUCCUACGAAUCAAAGAAAGAGGCAGAGCACAAAAGAGACUCUAAAGCAGCUGAAGAUCUCCAAUUCUUCAGUGAAAACAAAUCCGAGACGGCAGUUUCUAGACGAGGUGAUCCGCAUCUCAACUUGGACGAGCUUGUAGCUGCGGCCACUGCCUCCGCCACUACACAGACAACUGAUUCGGCAGUUGAUAAUUCUGAGAUCGAGGAUCUUCAGAAGAUCAAGGAAUUAAUGGAGCUCAAGGGCCGCGACGCACUCUUGAAGUUCCUCAAAUCAUAA
Molecule: messenger RNA, 2217 nt
Organism: Candidozyma pseudohaemuli
Lineage: Eukaryota; Fungi; Ascomycota; Pichiomycetes; Serinales; Metschnikowiaceae
Exons: 1
Coding region: 1-2217 (738 amino acids)
Biological process (GO): regulation of transcription by RNA polymerase II
Cellular component (GO): Rpd3S complex
Source: RefSeq, a predicted model, not a curated record